UGGAGCAUCACAAUCUUGGGCGAGAUUUUUGACGCAGCUUCUUCUUUCUCCUUAUCCGAAAACUCCGAAAGAAUUGGGGGACGAGGAGAAUCGGGGAAGCGGCAGCGCUAAAGCAGACAUUUGCAUGGCGCGCCCUCGAACCUUGUACCUCCUCGCCUACAACGUUGUCCAAACAUGUGGAUGGACGCUUUCUCUCUCUUGGAUUCUGGCGAAUACUGCACUCACCAAGAGUCUGGAUGGCGCUUAUUCUUCUGCAGCAUCAUUAAUCGGUUUCUUGCAGCUUCUUGCUGUAAUGGAGGUACUGCAUGCACUGACAGGUCUGACUCCUGGUUCGGUGACGCCUGCUCUGUUGCAAUGGGGUGGAAGGACUCAUUUCUUGUUCGCAAUCGUUCGCCGAAUUCCCGAGGUUCAAGAACUUCCCUCAGUUUUUAUUACAUUCACGGCAUGGAGCAUAUCUGAGGUAAUUAGAUAUUCCCAUUAUGCUAUGAGUUGUAUAGAUCUUUGUCCAUCUUGGCUCAUUUACCUAAGGUAUACAGCUUUUAUUGCACUAUACCCCAUUGGGGUUUUCCCUGGAGAAAUGUGGCUUAUGUAUCAAGCACUUCCACUGAUAAAGGGGGAGCACCUGUAUGAGGCCUUCUUUAGCAGCUUCCCGUUCAGUUACUAUGCCUUUGUUGUGGCCUUGUUGGUUUGUUACCCAUUUUUGUGGUUCAACCUAUACAUGUACUUAUUUAGACAACGACAUUCUAGACUGCGCAAAACUCGGCGUGGUAGAAAGGAAGAGUAAACCACUUGGCACACCUUUCUGCAUAUGCCGUCACCGUCACUCCGUUCUCUUGUUCAAGCUUAAACUGAGAGACAAUUUUUCAGCAACUAGUGUGGUGACAUUAGACGAAGCAGCUCUGUGCUUGCAGGGAAUGCUAAUAUCUCAUGUAUACAAGUUUGGCAGAAACUGUCUGCUGCUCGUGCACACCUUAGAUGCGGCAGCUCUAUGCUUGCAGGAAAUGCUAAUAUUAGAUGUAAGCAGUUCGGCGGAACUAUCUGCUGCUGGUGCACAUGAAAAUUGCAUCUUAGUCUCACAGUCAGCAAUAAGUUUGGUUUGUCUUA
This is a messenger RNA of Nymphaea colorata (pocket water lily), 1104 nucleotides long. RefSeq lists its product as uncharacterized. Lineage: Eukaryota; Viridiplantae; Streptophyta; Magnoliopsida; Nymphaeales; Nymphaeaceae. The coding region runs from base 125 to 784 and encodes 219 amino acids. The transcript is spliced from 10 exons. The record is from RefSeq and is a predicted model, not a curated record. Gene Ontology annotation, molecular function: 3-hydroxyacyl-CoA dehydratase activity. Gene Ontology annotation, cellular component: endoplasmic reticulum membrane. Gene Ontology annotation, biological process: sphingolipid biosynthetic process; fatty acid elongation; very long-chain fatty acid biosynthetic process.